Messenger RNA from Acanthosepion pharaonis, 1272 nucleotides. NCBI's taxonomy places the organism in Eukaryota, Metazoa, Mollusca, Cephalopoda, Sepiida, Sepiidae. The record is from the annotation of a GenBank genome assembly.
AUGGCUGACACAGUAACAAUUCUUCAUUUCAACGAUGUCUAUAACAUCGAACCACGCUCAGAUGAACCGAAAGGAGGAGCAGCAAGGUUUGCAGGAUAUGUAAAAUCCUGCCAAGGCCUAAAUCCACUUGUCUUAUUUAGUGGAGAUAUUUUCAACCCGUCCCUAUUGAGUGUUUUCACUCAAGGAGAACAAAUGGUUCCAAUAUUAAAAGCCUGUCAGGUGAAAUGUUCCGUCUUCGGCAAUCAUGAUUUUGAUUUUGGUGUUGACCGUCUCAUGGAAUUGGUCGAAAGAACUGAUUUCCCUUGGCUCAUGAGUAAUGUGGUUGACAACAUCACAAAGAAACCCUUGGCAAAUGGUUCAGUAUCAUACAUGUUGGAAUGGCAAAACAGGAAAAUAGGUUUGAUUGGACUUGUCGAAGAAGAAUGGAUCGAAACAUUAGGAACCCUUGACCCAGAGGAUGUCACAUUCAAAGAUUUUGUUGUAGUAGGAACACAGGUAGCUAAGGAACUGAAAAAAGAUGGAGCAGAUGUUGUGAUUGCCCUAACGCACAUGAGAUGGCCAAAUGACAUACGAUUGGCUGAAGAAGCUGAAAAUAUAGACCUCAUUCUUGGGGGCCAUGACCAUGAAUAUGGUCUAAAAGAGGUAAAUGGUCGCUAUGUGCUCAAAAGUGGAACAGAUUUCCGUAACCUGAGUAAGGUGUUAUUGGAAUGGCCAACCUCAGGGCCAGGGGAGGUCAAAAUAACAGUAGAACGCGUUGAUCUUGAUUCAUCAUAUCCCGAAGAUGAUGAAACUAAAGAAAUUGUUACUAAUUAUUUAAAUAUUGUUGGUAGCAAAUUAGAUGAAGUUCUAGGAAAUAUCUCUGUACCAUUGGAUGGAAGGUUCACCGCAGUGCGCACAAGAGAAACUAAUCUAGGUAAUUUUAUUACAGAUAUCAUGUUGGCUGCCACUCAUGCUGAUGCAGCCAUGAUAAACUCAGGAACAUUACGGUCAGACAAAAUUCAUGAAAAAGGAGAAUUCACAUUACAGGAUCUGAUGGAUGUUCUUCCUAUGGUUGACCCGUUGGUUGUGUUACGGAUCACAGGUGCUCAGUUGAUGGAAGCUUUGGAGAACAGUGUUUCACAAUAUCCAAAACUUGAAGGACGGUUCAGUCAAGUAUCAGGAAUCAUUUUUGGAUUUGAUCCCAGCAAACCCCCCGGCCAGAGGGUUGAAGCUGGUUUAGUUAAAGUCCAGGAUGAAUACUUAGAUCUGAAAAAGGUGGGUUGCACUUUUUAG